AUGCAUCGUCGUAGGGGACCAAAUUUCACGUAUGUGAGCGGGUUUGUUAAAUACAUGAUUUUUGUGCUGAAUUUUGUAUUUUGGUUACUCGGUGGCCUGACCAUUGCCGUUGGAAUGUAUGCAUUUAUUGAGAAAUGGCAAGCAACUGGACUGAUAAAGUUGGAUACAAUUUACGAUUUGAUGCUGAAUAUAAGUUUGCUCAUUGCUAUGCUUGGAGGUGUCGUUUUCAUCGUGAGCUUCGCCGGAUGUGUCGGUGCACUGAGAGAGAAUACGUGCCUACUUAAAUUUUAUUCCCUCUGCCUACUGAUUCUCUUUCUGGUGGAGAUGGGUGGGGCGGUAUGCGGUUUCGUGUUUCCACGAUCACUGCACGGCAUAGUGGAGCUGAGCUUCACCGAACGAGUGGUACACGCCUAUAGAGAUGAUCCUGAUCUGCAGAACUUCAUUGACUUCGCUCAAAGUGAUUUCCAUUGCUGCGGCUUAACUUCUGAUGGGUACAUGGACUGGUCCAAGAACGAAUACUUCAACUGCACCUCGCCGUCUGUCGAGAGGUGUGGGGUUCCGUUCUCGUGUUGUAUCAACGCCACUGAUAUAUCAUCUGGACUCGUUAAUAUUAUGUGCGGUUAUGGAGUGCAAAGCUAUCCUGUGGCCGAGGCGAGCAAGCGCGUGUGGACGAGCGGGUGUAUAGAGAUCGUGCGCUCGUGGGCGGAGUGCAACCUCUACACCAUCGCCUCCGUCGCGCUCGCCGUCGCGCUCUCGCAGCUCUUCGUCAUCUACCUCGCCAAGACCCUCGAGGGACAGAUAGAGCUGCAGAAGGCCAGGUGGCAAACAUGA
Arctia plantaginis is the source of this 831-nucleotide messenger RNA. Lineage: Eukaryota; Metazoa; Arthropoda; Insecta; Lepidoptera; Erebidae. The record is from the annotation of a GenBank genome assembly.